UUAAUAGUUGAGUUUAUCCCUUGCUAUUGUUUUUACAACAGAAUAUGGCUCCCAGCUGUGUACAUCUUUCUAAUCCUUACCAUCAAUGUACCCAAGCUUGCUCCCAAACCACCAAGACUUCAGGUUAUGGCCCAAGUACUGUGACAGAUGGUCAGCUUGCAAAAAAGAUAAAUAACCAAAAACGAACGUACCCAGGUUGUCCUAAAGCAUCUAAUCCUUACCACGAGUGUGAUGACAAUUGUUACAAAAGAUUAUCAGAUUCGGGUGCUCCUCCUCCUAUAAAGCUCGUCAAGAAAAAGAAGUUAGGUUUGAAACCAGAACCCCCUGUUCUUGACAGUGUUCCUGCCUCAAAAGUUGGGGCAAUUUACCUAUCUGAUGCUUCACCACAAAUAUCACAGUAUUCUGAGAAGAAAAAAGUGGAGACAGAAAACAAUGAGCACGUUUCUCCUCAGACACAUAUCCAAGCUGUAAAGCCUGUCAAUCAAAAAGACCAACCAAUCAAGGAUGGUGAGGACAUUGCCAACCCAAUGCCAACAGAUCAUGGUGAGGACAAAAUUGCAUCUCAUAUGCAUAAUGUUGUUCCAAUAUUCACCCACGUUGAUGAAGGAGAGACCGAGUCUGUGACCAAUUCUGAAGCCCGUCUUCAAGUUGGAAGAUAUCAAAUAAAAGAAAGUUUUGUUUCCAUCUUGCAAUCUAUCCUUCACAAGUAUGGGGACAUAGGAGCAAACUGCCACUUGGAAUCAGUUGCUAUGCGCUCAUAUUACAUUGAGUGUGUAUGCUUUGUGGUGCAAGAGUUACAUAAUUCCUCCUCAGUAAUGCAAUUAAGCAAGUCCAAAGUCAAAGAAUUGUUGGCUAUUCUUAAGGAUGUAGAAUCUGCUCAACUUAGUGUGGCUUGGUUGGCUAGCGCCCUCGAUGAACUAGCUCAGAAUAUCGAACUCAUUAAUAGGUACCAGGAGGUAGAAGCACAAAAGGAUAACUCUGGUGGCCAAGUGGAGUCACUGAGAGAAGAGCUAGAAUCAGAGUUGGAAAGUUUGGCUCAGAAAGAACAGGAGGUUGCUAAUAUUAAAACACGAAUUCCUGAGAUCAGAGGUCGUUUGAGCCAGCUCGAGCUCGAGUCAGAAGAACUCAACAAAAGCAUGCUAUCUAUCAACUCCAAGGUUGAUAAUUUGCAUAUCAAAUCUUUGCUAGACGAACUAUUAUAACUGUUCAGCAAAUUCGUUAAUAAGUUUUAAUGCUUAAAAAUAGAAUAGGUUACUGAAUAAAUGCAUGCGCGGAUCAAUAUUUUCUAGUUUUAGAGAUUAUACGAACACAUACUGAUCACUUACGGUAGAGAAAUAUGCACCUUCUCCAUUGGAUUUGGACUUUAAUUGUUUGAAAACUUGUAUCUCUGACUGUAUACACAUUUUAUUCCUGUAAAUUUUAUGCAUUUUUGUUUUUUGCUUUA
Molecule: messenger RNA, 1444 nt
Organism: Glycine soja
Lineage: Eukaryota; Viridiplantae; Streptophyta; Magnoliopsida; Fabales; Fabaceae
Exons: 4
Coding region: 45-1202 (385 amino acids)
Source: RefSeq, a predicted model, not a curated record